Messenger RNA from Scylla paramamosain (green mud crab), 7571 nucleotides. It is a transcript of the gene Pabp2, whose product is annotated as polyadenylate-binding protein 2-B-like. Gene Ontology annotation, cellular component: nucleus. Bases 160 to 816 code for a protein of 218 amino acids. Gene Ontology annotation, molecular function: poly(A) binding. The transcript is spliced from 6 exons. The record is from RefSeq and is a predicted model, not a curated record. Lineage: Eukaryota; Metazoa; Arthropoda; Malacostraca; Decapoda; Portunidae.
UAUUCCCUAACUCUUAAAGAAAUAAUGAGUGGUUCCCAGGAGGAGCUUGGGCCUUCGAACGCGGCGAUAUUGUUUACGCGGCGCCAUUGGUCCAGCACACGGAGGUUUCUUGGCGGAGAGUGCCAUCCCUAAACCUACACGUCAUAUUAAUUAGUGAGGAUGGAGCAAGAGGAAUUACAGUAUGAAGAAGUGGUAGAUGCUGGAGAAGGAGGUGAAGAAAGUUUUGUUGGCGCUGCAGAAGAUGACCACCAUCUAAACGACACUGACCAGUCCAUUGAAACUGAGCUAGAGGCCAUCAAAGCACGGGUCAGAGAGAUGGAAGAGGAAGCUGAGAAGAUUCGCCAGAUCCAGUCAGAGGUGGAUAAGCAGAUGAGUCUUGGCUCCCCACCAGGAGCAGCUGGAGCCACCUCACCACUCAACAUGUCCCUGGAGGAAAAGAUGGAGGUGGAUGCUCGAUCGAUCUAUGUGGGCAAUGUGGAUUAUGGAGCCACAGCAGAAGAGCUGGAGCAACACUUCCAUGGGUGUGGAGCAGUCAACCGUGUCACCAUCCUAUGCAACAAGUAUGAUGGCCAUCCAAAGGGCUUUGCAUACAUAGAAUUUGCAGAGAAAGACUCUGUGCAGAUGGCCAUGGCCCUUGACGAGUCACUGUUCAGGGGAAGACAACUCAAAGUGAUGCCUAAGAGGACCAACAAGCCUGGAAUCUCAACAAGUAACCGACCACCACGGGGUGUCAGGAUGGCGCGAGGCCGAGGCAGAUUCUACUCUGGCUACCGACCCACCAGACGGCCCUCCAGAUUCAGUUACAAGAAGCUAUAGUCAUCGCAGGCUAAGCUGAUCUAGAAGCCUUGCCCUGCAUCCUCACUGCCUUUUGGUGGGGCAGCUAACUGGUGCACUCAUAAUGGUCUUGCCCAAAAAUUUUUUAUUAAGAUAUUUUAAUCACCUAUCAUUUAGCCUUUCCUUUAGCUGAUUUUCUAAGAUAUUAAUACAAAAACAAUAAUGAUGUUGGACCAUUAAUUCUACAGAAAAAAUUUGAAACUGGCAAAGGUUAUGAAACCCAUCCACAUGUUCCAUUGAAUGAGUAAGUCCUGAGGCAAAGCCCAUGUACAAGAAAGCACUUGCUUAAUUUAAGUUUGGGCACCAUCCCCCUUGAGUAGCAAUGCAGCACUCACACCGCGCCAUUGUCACCGUUGAAUUGCGUUCUGGAAGUAUUGUUCUUGAAGUGUCAUCGUAUCCAUUCUAUAUAUGGAGGAUUUUGGUUGGCCUGGUUGGCCUUAUAGUUUGAAGUAGUAGAUAAAAUAAUAACUGAUAGUGGUGGGUCCUUGUUUAUUUACAUGCUAAUUAUCAUUGUUACUUUCCUCAUCAUAGAAAGUAGAUUCCACCUUUCCCCAGAUCAGUGUUAGUCAUCUGGUGUCAUCUAGCUCAUCUGUGCUUUUAUAUACAACUAUUUUGUUCAGUCCUCAUGUCUUUAUUUAUUUAUUUAUUUGUUUAUUUAUUUAUUUAUUUAUUUAUUUAUUUAUUUAUUUAUUUUACAACCACAUUCCUUGUCUUUGGUGUGCAUAUUGUCAUUCUGCUUUCUUCAUAAAAAUAUUGAGAAUAUUCCAUCCAGUCAUUUAUCUUUUCAUCACAUAGCUGAACUAUUGCAAUUUUGUGUCCUUAUCACAUAAUUGGUUCUGUCAGUCCUAACUACUCAUAUUCAUACUUGUUGAGCCACCUUUCACAGCAGCAUUGCACAUCUACCUCUUCAUUUUUUCUCAUUCCAUUUCUACAUUGUCAUUUAAGAGCCUAAGUCUUAGAACUAUAAAACAUGAAGCAUUCUCUCUCUCUCUCUCUCUCUCUCUCUCUCACAGAUACAAAGGAAACUCAUAUCUUGUAGUAUCACUUUAUUGCCUGCCUUUACUUGGUGUUUACCUUGACUGUAGAGCUCACUUUAAUGCUGCACCUGUUGUAUCACCCAGAGAAGGUGAUUUUGUAACAUUUGUAACAUACUACUGGAUCUCGCAUUCAACACCACAGUUUUAUAUUCUUAGCCAUAUUAUUCAGUUCUCGCUGUGCACAUCACUUGUGAAAUCAUUUACAUUAUUCAACUGUCAUAUUUCUUCAUCUUUUCAGCAGGGAGUUUCCAUACAUCCAUUGCCAUUCCAUAACAUUUCUGCAUGUGUCUAAACAUUUCUUCAUAAAUUAGAAGUACUCUUGUGUUGUUUAUUCAUCUGGUUUCGUAUACGCAUUCAUAUUCCUGAGCCUCUUAGCUGUUGUUUUUUACCUUUUAUUUUAUUUAUUUAUUUUUUAUCUAUUUAUUUGUUUAUAUUAUAUAUAUAUAUAUAUAUAUAUAUAUAUAUAUAUAUAUAUAUAUAUAUAUAUAUAUAUAUAUAUAUAUAUAAAGUAGUUUUUACAUCAUUACAGGAUUUGUUGCUCUUUCUCAUCAUAUUCACACCAAUCCUUGCAUCACACCCCUUCCACUCUUGUAAUGGUGUAGAGAAUUUUAUCUCACUUGCCCACCCCAUCAUUGCAGGAAAUGGUGGGUAUAACUUUCCUCUUAUUUAUUUAUUUAUUUAUUUAUUUAUUUAUUUAUUUAUUUUAUUUAUUUAUUUAUAUUUUUUGAGGGAUAUGCAACUUGAUAAUUUGUAUCAAAGUUUUUUCUUUCCUCUUUUGCAUCUGUUCCAGUUACUGGGGUGGGGCAAAGUGAUAUAUUAGAUUGUACAAAUUAUCUGAUGUAUAAAUUUUUCUUUAUUCUGCACAUCGGCUGAACGUGAAAUUGAUAAACUGAAAAAAAUUCUUAUGAUAGAAUUUGGAAUACCUGUCUAUUUUGUCAUAAUGAUCCUAAAUAUGCAAUGAGAUGAACUUGUUUAAUUUCUUUUGAUAUUUGACUAAACCAUUUAAAUUUGCACUCAAGAUCAGGCAGCUUUAAUCAUGGCCAUUUGCAUACACUGAGAUAUUGUACAUAUGUAUAAUGUAUACUGAAUUAUGUUGCUUUACAAUGUAUAGAUGGCUAUACAAAGUGCUGUCACUCUGUCCUGUGCAUUUUGAUUAUCUGACUUCACAUCAAACCCUUCACUUUGACUUAUUCCUUUAUUUUGAUUGACAUUACAGAUAUAUUUUAUCUUGUUUUAAGAUAAGAAUUUAUCUCUUGUGGAAGUCAAUAGUACUUUAAUAAGGAUAUAUUCCUGAUGUUCUGUCAGAGCUUUUUGAUGCAGAAUUUAUCCUUUUGUUUUUAGUCAAGAACAAAGCUGAGUUGUUCAUGGUACUAUUAAACAUUAUAUAUAUAUAUAUAUAUAUAUAUAUAUAUAUAUAUAUAUAUAUAUAUAUAUAUAUAUAUAUAUAUAUAUAUAUAUAUAUAUAUGUACAAUGCUGUGAUUAUUUGGCAAAAGUCUGGAAUAGUGUUAUGGAAAAUUGAUAUUAAAAAAUGGAAAGAUCUUAAUUUACUAGAAAGAAAAAUGGAGCAAUACAUACACUUGCUUGAUGUUGUCAUCAAGAACAAUAUUCAACUUCUGAGACAUGACAUAACAUUAUAUUUUUACUCUUGUAAUAUUUUUAUUUUACAUAAUCAUUAUAUUAAUUUAUCAACUUUUAAUAAACCAUAAGUAAAAACAGGUAAAGGUAUGUUUGGCAUCUCAUCUUUGGCCACUUGGUGACAAUUCAGUUAGAUAUUUAUAGUCAUAUUUUUAAAGCAAAUUUUUAUAAUACUUUAAUCAUAUUUUUAAAGCAAAUUUUUAUAAUACUUUAACGAUAGAAUAUUGUAAAAUGUUAUCUUUUGUUUUAAAGUUUGGGGAUAAAGCAGUUCAAAGAAUGCAGUCAUAGACAUGCACACUUAAAUGCAUUACUAGAACCAACAGUGAAUACUUGUGUAGCCAUUGGACAAAGCCUUGUGACAAUUGUGACAAUACUUUGUAUAACCAAUAGUACAAACCUAGAAAAGGGAGUUCAUGUGAAUCUGUUUUUAAGCAAGAUUACAAGAUGGAAUUAGAUGAUGCUACUGGUUGUCUCUGCACUUCCCAUGAAAAGCAAAAAGCAGUUAGGUAACCAGUUGCACAAAAUUUACAAAUAGAAUCACCUGUUACGUGAUGACUUUUUGGCUGAGGAUAUUGUAUGUGUGUUGUAUUGUAGCUAUGCCUCAUUUUGUUAUCUAAAGAUACAUAGCAUUUGCAUAUUGUUGAUUCCUAUUAGAAUAAUGUAUAUACAUGUUGCAAAGACAAAAGCUUUGAGAAAAAGUUUGUUUUCCUAUUAUUUGUCACAGUGUGGUUGGUGCAGGUUAUAGUUGUGAUAAAAGUGAAGGGAAGAAUAACUGAUCAGUGGCUGAGGUAGUGCAGCAUUCAGGUGUAGAGAGAGAGAGAGAGAGAGAGAGAGAGAGAGAGAGAGAGAGAGAGAGAGAGAGAGAGAGAGAGAGAGAGAGAGAGAGAGAGAAGAAAAAAACUUAUUGCUCAUUUCAGCUUUAUAAGUAAAAAUAAUGAUACUUGUAGGGGACCACUGUAGUACUUUUUAUCACCUGCUUUCUUACUAUCAGCUAUUAUUUGCAUAUAUAUAUUAAGAAUAUAUACAUUUCUUUUGUGUAUCUUAGCAUCUGAAAGUCUUUCUUGUUCCUUCUUACAAAACUGACAAAAUUUGUUUUGGCAUUUUAAUGGUUUUGACAUCUCUUUUACUCAGACUUUUAUCCAUUCUAUAUCUUCAUUCUAUAAUCUCUGUGUUGAUUUUAUUUAUUUAUAUUUAUUUAUUUAUUUAUUUAUUUAUUCAUUUAUUUAUUUAUUUAUUUACUUACUUGUUUGUCUUGCUUUUCUAUAUUUUUCAUACAUUAAGGUGAAAACAUACCAAUUAAUAGGUACUAUUGUCUUUCCAUAUUUUGUACAGUUGCAACAGAAAUUUCUGAAACACUGUGAAGACAUUUGCUAUCACAUUCUGUAUUGAGCACCAGUCACUGCCGUUGUGUAACUUUUAUAGUCACAUUGAUAAAAAUAAGCGGUAGUCUAAAAUAUUAUGUUCCGAUGGAUGAGAUUAGAUGUUUUUCAAAGCGUUACUCCUUCAUACAUUGGUAUGGUGGUGUUUGGCUCUAUGAAUUGUACCUUACAGUCCAAGUGUGUGAUAUCACUCAUUUCAAUGUCAGAUAGCACCUGGAGAAGGAGGCUGCCUUCUCUUCCUUAGUGUUCUAAAUAGUGGAGAAUGUUGAGUUUUUCAGUACAUAGCAUUGUGUAGUGCACUACAUUUCUCAAUAUUAACCAGUACAAAUUUAAGAAUCAUAUGAAGACAUUAUUAUAGAAAAAUAGUUAAUGUGGUUGGUUCCCAAUCACAUGUUGCCUUUAAAAAAGUAUUAUGUAGAUUCGAUGAGCAUACAGGCAUGUCAUAUUUUUAUUUGUGUUAAUGGGAAAAAAUGUCUUAUUAUCCACAACAUUACCAAAUAAUUUUGUUAUUGAGCAAAAUUUAAGUCUGAAUAAGCUUUUACCUCUUUGGAACUACAGUUCAAUUACACAGUGAGUGUUCUUAACCCUCUUCAAUUAAGCACUGCCUGGGAAAUCCCAGGGGAAGAAGAUGCUACAUUUAGUGUUUUCAUGAUAAGAUAUUGUAAGGCUGGGAUCUGCUUCAGUGUUUAACAACUACAGGUUGCCAAAUCAACAACAGAGAAAUUCCAAAUUUAAUAGUUAUAGAAAAAAAGGUUACAUUCUGUGUGUCAGUAGUAAGAAGAGCCUCUGAAGCUCCUGUGACAACUGUGACAUUAACAGAAUUAGCUAAUAAGAUUGCUUUUAAUUGAUAUCUGGGUAUUAUUGUGUGCACUGUAUAAUCAUUCUCGUGUGUGCUAAACUUAGCUUAAUAUUCUCCAUGCACUAAGAAAGGUAUGCACCUUCUGUUCAGGGAGACAUGAAGAAACACUUAUCUGGUGCUCUCUGACUGAGUGAUGUCACUGCAUGGAAUCUACCAGAAUUAAUUACUUAUACAUAUUAAACCAAAACCAUGCUUCACUGCAACUGCAUUCAGUUGUAUAAUAUCUAUUUACAUAGCAUUAAAAUUCUUUAGACUUGACAAUAUUUACUCACAUACAGAGAAAGCUGUUCAAGCUGUUGUUGCCAACACAGCAUCUAUGCUGAUCUGGAUUAUAAAUGUAUUGUGCAAUAUUAGUUUCAGCAAUGAUAAGUUUUUUCUAAUUCAAAAUAGGUUUCAUAACAGUAAUGGAUAGCUCCUGGUAUCCUAUUUCCUCAUAAUUUAAUUUAAAAACACAAGUGAAAUUUUGUAUAUGUAAAAAAUAUAAAAAGAACCGCAGGUAGAAAGAUGGAUUCAGUAAGAUAUAGCUGGAGAGUUGUCUUCUUGUGACCACCUUGAAGGCAACGGCUGAUCUGUAAUGUUGUAGUGGUGGUCAACUGUGAUGUGUACGUUCUCAGUCCUCACUGUAUAACACCUCAUGUCUGAGCAACUAUGACAUUAAAUCAGGAAGGAUUCAAGGAGUUUCAAUUUUAUAUUUGUGGACUUGAUGCCAGUACCUAGAACCUUAAAGUUAGGAGGAUCAACAUUCCUUAAGUAUUCAGUCAAAUAGUAAAAUUAACUAGACUGCAAGAGAGAAGCAAUCAUAUCUCUUCAAACUAGUGUAGUAUCAUAAUCUUAAACUUGCCCAUCCAUUUUUUCUUUGCACAUCCAGGAUACUUCAUCAUCAUUUGACAUUGCCUAUUCUAUCACUAAAAUCAAAACUUAUGCUUUCUUAUAUUUAGUAUGUCUUUCAAAUAUAUUUCAUUCAUAUUCUCAUUUUAUCAUGUACUUCAUGCACUAUGUGGCAUUAUAGUAUAAACUCUGUGCCUACUUUGUCCCAUUUAGUUUCAAGUGACACUAGAGGAUUUUAUACAGAUUACUAAUGAUAGCAUCUUCUUAAUGUUUCAAUAGUUCACCUCUUGCCUUAGGUUUCUUUCCUCUUCUAAUGCUUAUAAAAUAUUAAUAAUAACAAUAAUAAUUCUCUUCAGUACAGUUUAGCUUUAUUUUACAUAACUUUGUGUGGUAUAAAGCUUUCAUGGUCAAGUGGUUAAUCUCACCUAGUUUUCAUUAAAAACUAUAACCAUAUUUUGCCAAUCUUAUAGACAAAAAUAGAAAUCUCAUUGAGAAUUGUUUCUUAGGUAUGGGAAAUAGACCUGAAAGAAGUGUUGAUUUUGUCUUGUGUCAGUUCUCUUGAAGCUCAUAAGUGAUACCACGUGUAUAUGGAAUAAGGUCUACUAAACAGUCCAUAAGCAAAAUAGAAUGAAAUCCAGAGUUUUAGUGUAGGGUACUUUCUCAGCUGAUUUCAAAGUCAUCCAUGGUAAUCAUUCAUAUUUCACACUUGCCCUCUAUAUUUACAGUAAAAUUAAUUAUUCAAAGCUUUAGAUAUUAUAUACUGUCAGUCUUUAAUUUCUGAUUUUGCUUUGUGGACCAUGCAAAGUGCCCCUAUACAUAUGAGUGUCUUUUCAUCAUGAUGUUAUUUGUUUAUCAGUAAUAUUUAAAGUAAUCACCAUGCCUUUUAAUCUCACACAAUAGUUAUAAGGUUAUUCUGUUGCUUUUUUAAUGUUGGCCAUAAAUGUCAGUAGAUAAACAUUUAUUGUGUAAUCAGUAAACAAAAUAAAAAAUAUAAAAAA